CAGAAACAUCUCCCACUGCAAGUCCGGCAGCCUGGAAGGAAAACCGGGAAACAAAACUUUGGCACGGUGUCUAAUUUGAAAGUACCGGAAUAGGUGAGAAGAAGGGAGAUGAAAUUCUUGUGAAAGGUCUGUGAAGCUGCGAUAGAUGCCUUCUUUGUAAAUAUCAUUAAAACAUGUCAGCCCUUUAUUACCCCAUGAUGAAAGGUUGAAUCUGUGAGUGCUGGUUGAAACAAGUGAUUCUUCAUUAAAAGUGUAGAUGCUGAGUUAAAUUUGAAGUGCCUCCUAAACUGGCACCAAGUUUUUAAUGCUAGAUUGUUUGUGAAGCCAGAGGGGUUGGAUGUAAUGGGGGAAGUGAGAAGAGCAAUUAGUGAGGAGGAUAGGGAGCACGGUUGUCCCUCUAACUUGCAUGGACGAGGUUAUUUCCCAUUAAAAGCAGAAUAUUUUAAUAUUUAAAGCCUGCCUUGUGAUUUGUGAAAUCUUGUUUGAGUUGAAUAAAGGGCCACAUUGGUGCUUUCACAAAGCACUUUGGCAACCACACUCACUGUCUUGCACUUCCUCUGUCGUUGUUCAGUGGUACCAAUUUCAACAGUGGAAACCACGAGCACCAUAAAAAGCACGUCCACUCCAGAUAACGUAUCAGUUCUUCAAGUGACUCUUCAGAUCCCCCUACCACCUGCAGCUGAGCAGAGAGCCAUGCAUCCUGUUUACGCCAACGAAGUGCCCCCUGGACAGCCUGGGGGUCCCACAGGAGUUCAGCACACCGUAGUGAACGUCCCCACUGAGCCCACAAAAGAUUAUCUGGUCUGGUCGCUGUGCAGCUUCGUCUACGCAAAUUUUUGCUGUCUCGGAUUGGGGGCUCUCAUCCAUUCUGUCAGGGCCAGAGACCACAAGGCGCUUGGGGAUCAGGAUGGAGCCCAACGUCACGCCUCCUCCGCUCGCAUUUUCAACAUUGUGGCCGUGACCCUGACGUCUUUAGCGGUCUUUAUUUACAUUGUGGUGUUCAUUGCUGGGAUUGCACGAAGUUCACGCUAGGGAUCCUACAAUCUCAAUUAACCAACUUUCAUAUUGUAUGAGGAGGAUUUGAUCUGCACCAUGUCUUGGUUGUUGUUCUGCUUUUGCUCUGGUGCCAAAAUAAAACAGUUAAAGUCUGCUUAUGUCAAA
Messenger RNA from Xiphophorus couchianus (Monterrey platyfish), 1161 nucleotides. RefSeq names its product interferon-induced transmembrane protein 1-like. NCBI's taxonomy places the organism in Eukaryota, Metazoa, Chordata, Actinopteri, Cyprinodontiformes, Poeciliidae. The transcript is spliced from 2 exons. Bases 694 to 1032 code for a protein of 112 amino acids. Gene Ontology annotation, cellular component: plasma membrane. The record is from RefSeq and is a predicted model, not a curated record.